Messenger RNA from Formica exsecta, 4401 nucleotides. It is a transcript of the gene Tomosyn, whose product is annotated as syntaxin-binding protein 5. Gene Ontology annotation, biological process: regulation of protein secretion; regulation of exocytosis. The record is from RefSeq and is a predicted model, not a curated record. Gene Ontology annotation, molecular function: GTPase activator activity; syntaxin binding; myosin II binding. The transcript is spliced from 23 exons. Gene Ontology annotation, cellular component: plasma membrane; cytoplasm; SNARE complex. Bases 33 to 4091 code for a protein of 1352 amino acids. NCBI's taxonomy places the organism in Eukaryota, Metazoa, Arthropoda, Insecta, Hymenoptera, Formicidae.
CCCCGAGUGGUCGACCCUAUUUGGCAGACGCGAUGAAGAAGUUCACGAUCAAGGGUGUACUCGAUGGGUUCCGGUCGUCGGUCCCGCAACCCGUCAAGCCCGACCAAGAGAUCGUCGAGAACCUGAGGCCGGAGCACUUUCAAGUUAAGAAGACAUUCAGACACGGCUUCCCGCAUCAGCCGACAGCAUUGGCAUUCGACCCAGUUCAAAGGCUCCUAGCUAUUGGCACUAAAUCAGGAUCCCUCAGAAUUUUGGGUAGACCGGGCGUAGAUGCACACGUUAAGCACGAGGGAUGUGCGGCUGUAAUACAAUUACAGUUCUUGAUCAACGAAGGGGCAUUAGUGUCGGCUACGGCGGACGACACCGUGCAUUUAUGGAACUUCCGUCAGAAGAUACCGCAGGUGGUGCAAAGUCUCAAAUUUCAAAGAGACAGAAUCACUUGCAUUCACCUACCGCUUCAAAGUAAAUGGUUGUAUGUCGGGACGGAACGAGGAAAUAUUCACAUACUGCAUAUUGAAACGUUCGUUUUAUCCGGAUAUGUAAUUAACUGGAACAAGGCUAUUGAAGUAUCUAGAAAGACCCAUCCUGGUGCUGUAGUACACUUGAGUGAUAAUCCUUUAGAUUUGAGCAAGAUGCUUAUAGGAUACACGACAGGGCAGAUUGUUUUGUGGGACUUAAAAACCAAAAAUGCUGACUAUAGGUGUCAAACAGACGAUCCAUUGAAAUCGAUAACAUGGCACCAUGAAGGUAAACAAUUUAUGUGCAGUCACACGGAUGGUUCACUAUCGACUUGGACUGUUCGACAGUUAAAGCCGGCAAAUGUAACAUAUCCACACGCGAAAUCCACUAAAGACGGAGAACCUGAACUUUGCAAACCCAUUCAAAAAGUAGAGUGGAAAUUGUCGAGAUCAGGGGAAGCAUAUGUGAUAUUUUCUGGUGGAUUGGCAUACGAUACCACUGGAAGAACACCUAGCAUUACAGUGAUACAUGGAAAAACUACUACGGUGCUCGAAAUGGAACAUAAUGUUAUAGACUUUGUAACACUGUGUGAUAGUCCAUGGGCUAGUGAUUUUCAAGAUCCUUACGCUGUUGUUGUUCUACUACAAAAUGAUCUGGUUGUGAUAGAUUUGUUAACUCCUGGAUUCCCCUGUUUCGAGAAUCCGUAUCCUAUGGAUAUUCACGAAUCUCCUGUAACAUGUUGCGCAUAUUUCGCGGAUUGUCCUUCGGAUCUGGUACCUGCAUUUUAUUCCGUUGGAUCCAAGUCACAAAAGAAAACCGGCUUUAGCGAGAAAGAAUGGCCUAUUUCUGGUGGAGAAUGGAGUUCUAGUUCCAGCAGUUAUAACGAGAUUAUUCUUACUGGGCAUGCCGAUGGCAGUAUAAAGUUCUGGGACGCCUCAGCGGGAACGUUACAAGUCCUUUACAAACUAAAGACGGCGAAACUUUUCGAAAAGACUAGAACGCGUAGUAUAGACUCCGAGGAAGACCCGUUAGCAAUUCAACUUAUCUUCCUUUGUCCUGAAAGUCGAAAAUUAGCUAUUGCGGGAAGCGGCAAACAUGUCGUAUUGUUUAAAUUUAAGAAGGUGGAGAGUAUGUCUGAAGUGGUGACUUUGGAAAUAUGCUUAUCAGUGGAUCCAGGAAAAGAAGCGGAUAAUUCGCCGGAUCGUGAAUCUCCUGCAACUGGAAACACCGUGGGAAAUGUGGAAUCAAAAAAUACAGAUUUCAAUCAUCCGCUCAAGAUUAAAACGGGUCUGCAAAAGAGAGCUGCUGGUUUUCAAGCAACAUUGAUUUGUUUAACAACGGCACCCAGUGGAGAACAACCGGAAAAUAUAACAUCUCUUAGCUUAAAUUCUUCAUACGGCCUAUUGGCCUAUGGAAACGAAUCAGGGUUAGUGAUAGUAGACAUCGUACAGAAGAUUUCUUUAAUUGUAUUAAACACCAGUGAUCUUGGAGGUGGCUCUGAUCCUUAUCAACGCGUCUUACGCAGUCCCAAACGGCAGGACGACUUAAGACGAGAAAAUGAAGACAAGGCCAGAAGUCCAAGUACAGACCAGAGUCAACGAGAAUCCGCGAUGGAAUCCGAGCCAGUAGUUACAAGGAUAGCAGAUUCAACUCAACAAGUGUCUCUUCCGAAUGAGAGUCAGACCGGAAACAAUAGCGAUAAAUCGAGUGGGGAGGAAUCUACGAACGAACACAAUAAAACGGGAAACGACGACGAGUGUCAAAAAAUUCAAGGUUGGAAGGGAUUUAGUCUCAAGAGACAACUGAGCAAGGUUGAUCUGAAGAUCAAAAAUACUUUUACACCAUCUUUGGUGUCUUCUCAGAAUGGGAGCUCGUCAUCGGGGCUCAUGCAAGUACCCCAAUGUCAGCAGACAAGCGGCGAUACUGGCAGUCAAAAGUCUUCCACAUUUUACUGCAAUAUCAACGAAACGGCCAGCACGAGUCGUUCGCUGUCACCGGUCGAAAGUGUCGACUCUGAAUCCUCUUUGUCACCGGAGAAUCAGUCUCCGGGACACGAGAGUCCUCAGAUCGACGACAGGAAGGGAGAAAUGCAAGAGGCUAGAAGCCCUACGAACGAAAACGAGAACGAGAAAAUGAUAAUAAACGACGGCAAUAUCGGUGUAAAAACCGAAGUAGUGAGACCGAUGAAUCUAUCUUUGCCUGAAAACGAGCUAAAACCGCCGCGAUUGAAACGUAUCGCCAAGAUCAAGCAGGUAAAGAGAGAAAGCCGCUUACUCUCGGUGCCGAAUCUGAAAUUUUCCAAGAACGAGACGACCGUUUGUGACCUAAGAUGCGAAGAGAACGCUACCUCCGAAUCAUUCACCUGCAAUCUUAUAAGAAGAUUCAGUCGGGUAGACAAAUUCGACGGUUCCUUCCAACGAUCAAGGAGCUCGAGUAUGUCGUCCCUCGAAAAUAUCACCACAGAAACCAUAAGCUGCCUUACAUUUGCGGAUUCUUAUACGAAAAAAAAUGAUACGAACGGCAUGCCAACUUUAUGGAUUGGCACGUCUCUGGGAUCUGUACAGACUGUUGUAUUCAAUACACCUGCCCAUGGCGAACGUCAUGCUCAUCCAGUGGUUGUGUCUACUUGUAAUGGAUCUACUUUCAAACUCAAGGGUUGUAUCCUAUCCAUGUCAUUCUUAGAUUGCAACGGCGCUCUGAUUCCAUAUUCAUUCGAGUCUUGGAAAGACGAAAACACGGAUGGCAAAGAACGCAACAAGAGUCAAGUUAAAUGUACAAAUAGCCGAAUGUCACCGUCGGCGAACACGCAAGUCAGCGGGGAUAAUUUUGAAGACAGACAAUUUGUUGUGCUUGCAUCGGAAAAGCAAGCGAGAGUUGUAGCGUUACCCUCCCAAAACUGUGUAUAUAGACAACAGCUGGCGGAUACUCAUAUCGUAAUUAAAGCAGAGGUUACAUCACUGAAAGAAAAUGUCUGUCUGGUAUGUUAUGUUUCCAAUGGUCACAUCACGACGUACAGUCUGCCUAGUCUUAGACCGCUGAUAGACGUUGAUUUUCUACCUCUUAUAGACUUGAGUUUUCAGACUACAAAACAUGGCAUUGUAGACCCCAUGUUGAGCAUAUGGGGUCAUCAACUCUUUGUUAAUGGCGAUACCGAUCAGAUCGCAAAGACGCUUUGCUUCAGCAAUCGAGGCCAUGGUUUAUAUCUUUCUUCACCUAUGGAAAUUCAGAAGUUUUCCGUUUCGAGUGAAUUCUGCGCUGAAUUGACGGAGAUGAUGGGUGAUUUAUUUAUCGGUCAUGAUAUGCCAGAACCGCCUAAAGAAGGUUUCUUUAAAGGUUUAUUCGGUGGAGGUUCGAGAAGUCUUGACCGAGAGGAGCUGUUCGGGGAAUCUAGCGGUCGUGCAUCGCGCACAGUAGCGAAACACAUUCCAGGACCAAACGACGCUAUUCGAGAGCGAGUAACUAGCGCAACGGGAGAAGUAAAUAUAGCACAUCAAAUGGUUGUGGAGCGCGGCGAGAAGCUAUCGCAGCUCGAGGAACGAUCUGCGCGCAUGAUGUCGGAGGCUGAGAACUUUUCGCAAGGCGCUCAUGGAUUGAUGCUCAAGUAUAAAGAUAAGAAAUGGUACCAGCUAUGAGGACGUAAUUUGGCCCGAGCCCGGUGAAAUGACACAUGUUUCUUUAAUUAUUAUUUAGCGUUCAUGUUUCUCGUCUAUGAGUUUUGUCGUAUUAAGAAACUAAAAGUUAGACGCGUAUUACGGUCCUCACACACGCACACACGAGAAACAUCUACACGAAUGAGAGAGGGAUAAGGAUAUAUUAUAUGUACAUCUCAUUUGCGAUCACCUGUGCGACGCACACGGAACACGCGCACAUUCUGUAACGAGAAAAAGAUAAGCGCGAAAAAAUAUAUUUCAAAGCGAAUAAUUAUAGCGAUUAUUUCCCAAA